This is a messenger RNA of Penicillium manginii, 999 nucleotides long. RefSeq names its product N-terminal L-serine N(alpha)-acetyltransferase NAT4. Gene Ontology annotation, molecular function: protein N-terminal-serine acetyltransferase activity; histone H4 acetyltransferase activity; histone H2A acetyltransferase activity. Bases 1 to 999 code for a protein of 332 amino acids. The transcript is spliced from 2 exons. Gene Ontology annotation, cellular component: nucleus. The record is from RefSeq and is a predicted model, not a curated record. Lineage: Eukaryota; Fungi; Ascomycota; Eurotiomycetes; Eurotiales; Aspergillaceae.
AUGCCUACCAAGGAGGGCCGCAUCACGAAAAAUUCGACCCGCAAGUCUGGCGCGCAGCGACGCGUCCAACCCCAACCCCAAUGUUUUAAGAAGAUCCAACGCGUCUCACAACUGCAUAACACAGAACUCCCCUUAGUCGAACGCACCAACGCCCUCUCAACGGACCAGUUUAUCUCGCAAUAUGUGACUCCACUAGCUACGCCUAUAGCCACGCCUACAGCCACAGCUACAGCCAGUGUCGAUGCUAGCAUUACAGGUUCGACUACCGGAAAUGAACAGAAAAAAGAAUCCCAAAUAAACAACUUGAAUCAUACAUUGCCAACCCCGCCAUCCCAACAACACAAAAACUUGAACGCGCCCACAACAACUCCGACCCCACUAGCCGUCUACUCCUCAUCAACAAUCCCCCCACUAGACCUAGAAGCAUGUCUCGAUCUCAUCGAGCAAACCUCCAGUGACGCGUACGCCGCGUCUGGAAUAGGCUGGUCGCGUCCGAAGAAGCGCAAGGAGAUGAAAUUGCCCGAUAUGAAGUACCUGCUUGUGCGGGCUGAGUCGGAGGGACCACUGCUAUCAGCCGACGAUGCGCAAGUAGUCGUACCCGACGAGCCGGGACGCGAGUUGAAUUCGGGAAAUGGAAAUGAAAAUGGAGACGGAAGUCAACGGCCCAGUUCAAACUCGGCUCGGAUUCUCGGCUUCUUGUCGUUCAUGGUUACGUAUGAGGAUGGGAAAGAGGUUGUUUACUGCUACGAGAUCCACAUGUCGCCGAUGGCGCGGGGGAGGGGGUUGGGUGGUCUCUUGAUGGGUCGGAUGGAGGGGAUUGGGAGGUUGAUUGGGUUGGAGAAGGCUAUGUUGACUGUUUUCAAGUCCAAUGUUGCUGCGAGGGAGUUUUAUAGGAAAGGUGGGUAUGAAGUUGAUGAGAAUUCGCCCCAGCCGAGGACAUUGAGGAAUGGGACGGUGAAGGAGUGGGAUUAUGAGAUUUUGUCCAAGAGGUUGAGGUGA